AUGCAACAGCUGCGUGACAUGACGAGUGAACAGGAAGCAGAGAUGACCAGGAAACUCAAAAACCUGGAGAAGGAGGCAUCGAUGGUGCAGGAGGUUCAACUUCACAACGAAAAGCUGCGCGAAAAUUUGGAGUUGGCUGAGAGCCAGAUUGAGGACUUGAAGCAGCGUCUGGAUGAUGCCAUUGGUGCUGAGGACAUGAUCGAGCAGCUUUCCGAACGGAACAUUACCCUCGGUGAGAAGAUCGAGGAGAUGCAGAGCGCUAUUGACGACCUGGAGGCCCUCAAGGAACUUAACGACGAGCUCGAGGAGAACCACAGCGAGACUGAGAAGCAGCUUCAGACAGAGAUCAACAUGAAGGAUGGCCAGCUCAGGGAUCAGUUUAAGAAGAUCGAGACCUUGGAGGAGAACAUUGGCGACUAUGAGAACACUAUCCUCCAGUUCCGUGAGUUAGUUGUUCAUCUUCAGAAUGAUUUGGAGUCGUUGCGCCAGAAGCAGGAGUCUGCCACCGGCAGUGGUUUGGGCAGCCAGUCCCAGGCCAUGUUGAACCUGAACCUCCAAUUGCAGUCGACUGCGAUGAAGGCUCAGGCCAAGGCUAUCGACCUCGAGCUCCGCAAGCUGGAUGCCCUCCAGGCCAACGACAACUUGAUGCUGGUCCAGCCCUACUUGCCCGAUGGUUUCUUCCGCACCGAAAACGACUCGAUUCAGAGUCUGUUGUUGUUCAAGCGCCUGGCGUUCAAGGCAGAGUUGAUGAACAAGCACCUGGAGCAGCAGUACAGCAUUUCGGACAAGAUUGCCCAAAACAAUAUACCCUCGGACCUCGUGCCCAUCUGCGAAAUCCGCCAAAAGCUGGCCUGGUUUGGCGACCUUGCCAAGCGGUUCGUCUCUUAUAUCGAAGGCUGCCCCGUCGAGGUCUUUGUCAAGAUGGGCCAUGUCUACCACGACCUUGUCGGAACUGAACGUCGCCUCAAUGCUUGGGUCGAGCUUUUGCGCAAGGAGGAACUCAAGGAGUCUGAUUGCGUCGUCGAUCUGCACAGGGCCAUCGCCCAGCUAGACCAUUUGGCAGACACUUUCUUGACUAACACCAAGUUGGACCUUGUUGACCGUUAUCAAGGCGCUACUCGGGCAUUGGACCUCAACUUUGACCGCAUCUUUGUCAACCUCUCGGCCAUCGGUUCCUUGUUCAAGACGAGCGAGGAUGGUGUGCGCUUGGUUGACACCGACGAUAUCCAGUACCAGAUUGUCCAGAGUGUUGCUAACAUGUGUCUGCAGGCCAAGUCGGGCAAGACCAUCACCAGGAAAGUUUUGCGCAAGAUUGACGAAAUGACAUCACAGGCAUCGGUCAUCAAACCUGAGGCCUUCGCCCAGUACAGCAACGCCUGUACUGCAAGCACGAAGUUGGGCGAGUUCACUCACGAGGUCAGGAAGCGCAUCUUGGAGUAUGUUCGCGCUCGUCGUGAGGGUGUCAAGACUGAGACUAUUCACCAGACGAUCUUCAGUGUCACCGACUCACACUUGGGCAUCAACGAGACUGGAAUGUGGGAUGGCUGCCGCAAGAUGUUGACUGGAUUGUUGCAGGACAUCACUGCCUUGGCCGAGGGAAUCUUGGAUCCCGAAAUCUCCGUCAAGAUUGCCAAGCCUGACAAGGUCUGGAUCAAGAGGGCCAAGGACUUGAAGGCUGAGGUCAUUAUCAAUGUCGACGCAGAGCAGAAGGCUCAAUCUCUUCAGGACCAGGUGUUGAAGCUCGUCAAGGAGGCCAAGCUAAAGGACCAAGCACUCCAAGAGUCUGGAGUCAAGAUUGAGUUGCUCGGCAAGCGGAUGGAGAACUUCAAGAAGCAGGCAGAGCAGAUUUCUAUCUUGGACCGUGAUGUUGACAAGGCCAAGAAGCAGGAGCGGGAUUACGACGAGGCUAUCAGCGCUCUGCAGGCUGACAUGGCUGCCCUUGAGGAGCAGAACGCUCAGUUGAGGAGAUUGGUCAAGAAGUCAGAGAUCAGGAAUAUGGUGCCACCAUCAAAGAGGCCUCCUCAUGGCCAACAUGGUCCCAGUGGCUCUGUUCUUGACUCUGAGGCUACCAAUGCUUUGGCCCAAGAUGGAUCUGAGACUGGCAACAACAGGGAUUUGAUGAUCCAGAUUGAGUCUCUCAAGUCGGCGCUGCGAUUCUUGCGUUCUGAGAACGCGGCUUUGAGGACACGGGCUGCUUUGCUCGACCUUGGAUUGACUGCCGACCUGUCUGGCCUGGCUGCUCCAUUGAGCCGUGUCUUUGAUACCGAGGAGUCGUCGGCUCAGUCUCAGGGUGGUGCCGCCAACCCCGUGACGCAGAAGCGUGCCUUGAACGCGGAUAAUGAGCUCAGGGCUGUUGCGCUUGAGACCAAGAGACUGAUCAAGGAUGCUCGUGUUGUUUGCGCGUCACCCAAGAUUGUCGAUCUGACCAAGCACAGCAUUAGUGCGUCCAAGGCUCCCGCUGCCGAUGGAUCUGCUGCAGCUGUUAGCACAUCAACAGCUCGCCGUCCAUGGCUGGCACAGUCUAGCCGUCCUGAGUGGCAGUACCACACCCAGCAGGCAGCCUUCAACACGAUCCAACAGAGAAGCAUCGAGCUCAAGGAGAGAUUAGCCAAGGUGUCGCGCAGCGGCAUCAACGCCGCCCCUGCCAAACUCAAGAAGCUUUCGUUGGUGGAGACUCCGAUCGGCCGUGUUCAUUUCCCCAAGAGCAUGUCUGGACUUGCAGGUGCACCGGAGAGCCAACAGUCGCCAGCAAGGAAAGACUUGGCUGUCUAUCUCAGGAGCAGUGCAGAGUUUGAAGCCAUGCACCAGCUGUUUGUUCGCUAG
Molecule: messenger RNA, 2823 nt
Organism: Linnemannia hyalina
Lineage: Eukaryota; Fungi; Mortierellomycota; Mortierellomycetes; Mortierellales; Mortierellaceae
Source: the annotation of a GenBank genome assembly